Tetrahymena thermophila SB210 is the source of this 3120-nucleotide messenger RNA. Its product is annotated as cyclic nucleotide-binding domain protein. The record is from RefSeq and is a predicted model, not a curated record. The transcript has 7 exons. NCBI's taxonomy places the organism in Eukaryota, Ciliophora, Oligohymenophorea, Hymenostomatida, Tetrahymenidae.
AUUUUUUUUGGGUUACAAUUAUUAUUAUUUACUGAAUAUACAAAAAAAGUAAUAAGAUAAAUCUAUUUAGAUAAUUAAUAAAUGUCUGAAUAGAAUUUCAAUAACAGGAGAUAAUCGAACAUUUAUUCUAAAAAUUAUCUACUCUUAAGCAGUCCUUAAGAUGCUCAAGAUUUAGUUUGGAUUCUAAACAAGAAAAUUAAAAGUGAACAUGAAACAUAAUUGAUAAAGAAGUCUUUUCUAAAAUUGCCUUUUUUUGAAGAGAUGCAAAAAUAUUUUGGGGAGGAUUUACUUGGCAGGUUGUUUAUCAAAAGCAAAGUUGAGAAUUUUAACUCAGGAGACUACUUACUCAAAGAAGGUAGUUGCUCUGAUGAAAUGUACAUCAUUUUAGUAGGCAAAGUAGCAAUCAAGAUAUAAGGAGAGUCUUAAAAUCAAAGAGAGGAUUUCAAUCCUUAUUAAGAAGAAAUGAAUACUUAAAUAGAAAAAUUUAUGAAUAGACAAGAUUUGUAUAAAAAAUUUAUUUAAAAUCGUAAGCAUUAGCUAGAGGAAAACUAUCAAAAAAUACUUAAAAGAAGAUAGGAAUUGAUUGAAGAAAAUGAUAAAAGAAUAAAAGAAAAAUAAGAAUGGGAAGAUCAAAAAAUAAAAUGGGGUUUAGUUGUUAAGCACUAAAAUAGAAGAAAAUUUUCAGUAUAUUCUAAAAGAGAAAACAAUUAAAAUCAAAUCGAUUUAAACAAUCAAUUCAUAUUCUAAAAAUACAGGUUUGAUGGUAUUUCUCCUAAUCAUAAGCAAGGAUUGACAAUCAAUUAUAAAGGAGAAGCAGUUUAGGAUAAUUUGUUGAAAGUUUAUACUGAAAAUUCAUCUAAAAGGGGUAAAAAAAAGAAGAUUAAUGAAGGAUUCUAAGAUUAUCUUUAGAUGGUUUAGGUGAGAAAUUCAUAUAAUAUUUCUUUAAAUCCUACAAAUAAAGAAGAAGAAUAAAUAAUGGACCAGUCUCCAAAGGAAAAAAUUAUUAAGGUUUUGGAGUAAGGUGAGUAUUUCGGAAUGAAUUCAUUGUAAGAAAAUAAAAUUUAAGAAUACAGUGCAAUUGCAUUAACAAAUGUAAGUGCUGCUGCUAUUUCUAAAAAUUUAUUUGAAGAUGUGUUAUUCAGCUUUUUUGAAAAGAACCUUUCUAAAGAAAUCAGCUUUUUAAGAGAUAUUUCUAUUUUUCAGACUUUAAAAUAAUAUGAGCUUGAUUACAUUCAUAUGCAAAUUAUUAGCAAAGUUCUAGAAAAAAAUGCAUUCGUUUACAAGAAAGGAGAUUCAUCCUAACAUUUAUUUAUCGUUCUUGAGGGGGAAGUAGAGAUUUGUUAUGUUGGAGAUGAAGAAGAAAAAUAAAUUAUUCAAACAAAUUCUUAAAAAGAUAACUUGCUAAAUUAAAAUUCUCCUUAAAAAAGGGAAUAUCCUGUUGCAAUACUGGGUAAAGGUGCUAUUUUUGGAGAAAGUGAAAUUCUAAAAAAUUCAGAGAGAAAAUCAGAAGUCAAGGUGGUCUCAUAAAAAGCCCACUUUUAUUUACUUCCUAAAGAUUAUGUCAAUAUUUUGCUUGAAAAGUAAGAAUUUAAGUAAGAGCUGGAAUUUUAAAGGCAGUUAAAAUCUCAAUGUAGAAAGAAACGUUUAGACCAGCUAAAAAACAUUGAAAAAGAAGGAGAAAUAAGAAAAAAUUAGAUAAAAUACUAACUUUUUAAGCUUAAAUAAACUAGCAGCACUGAAGAUUGUUUGUCCACUUAAAGAAAAUUAAUUUAAAAUAAUUCAAACUUAUUACCUAUCUUACCAGCAAAUUAUACUGCUAGAGAAAUUAACAAAUCCUAAGAAAAUAGUGCCAGGUUGCAAAAAUAAGAUGAUGAAGAUAAUCUUGAAAAUCAUUUAGAACUAUAUUAAACUGUUCCUUAGAAGUCUAGCAAUAACCUAGAUGGACUUAAAUUAGCAAUGAAUAAAUUCAAUUCUAUUGACUUUAAUGAUAAUAGAUUAUACGAUUUUUGUUAACCUAAAUUCGGCUCCGUUAAUAGCGUUUAGAUACACCCAAAAAAAUAACUUCCAAAAAUAUAAAUUUUAUUUGACUAAAUUUCAAAUAAGGUAGAUAAAAGAAGCUACUCAUAUAGAAACACUUAGAUUCUACAAAGAGAAAGAUAAUAUAGUUAGCCAUAGAUAGAUUUAAGCUAUUUGAAUAGAAAUCAUAAUUAAAAUAGUCAACUAUAACUCUCAAAUUCAAAUAAAGUAGCAGAAAAAGAUGAAUAAAAUUAAAACUAAAAAUAAAAUAGAUCUAUUUCUUUAAAUAACUAGCUGCCUUAGAAUAGCUAAAAUUAACUAAUUAAAGAAACGAAUAAGUAAACAUAAAAUAUCAACAACAACCACAAUAAUAAUAAAACAAUAGAUUAUGGUUAUGACAUGCCAUUUGAAAAUGUUUAUAUUAAAAAAUAAUUAUCAAUUUAAACAUAAAAUUAACAAAAUAGCAUCAACAAUUAUAAUUUACUUGAAUAAAAGCCUUAAAAAUAAUUCUAAAUAAAUGAUAGCAAUAAAAUAGUUAACCAAAAAAGAAAACAAUCACUUGAAAAAGCACUUUCUUAGUCUUUAGAUCAAUCAAAACAACAUAAUUAUAAUAAUUUUUAGAAAAAUAAUGCUGAAUAAAUAUAGUAUUAAAAAUCUAGUUCAUUAUCAUAAGAGGAUUAUAUAGAAAAUGAUGUAAUCAAUUAUUAAAUACCCAUUUCAUCUAGUCCUAUUCCUUAGCUUAAUAGUAUAGAAAAAGACGAUGACUUAAGCUUAUAAGGUGAGGCAUAUGCUUAUUUGAAGAAAGUAAAAAAGAUCCCAGAUCAUCUGAAUGUAAUUCCUAGCUCUCCUCCUAAAAUUGACCCAUUGAGACCAAAAGACAAAUAAAUUUUUGUAAGAAAACCUAUUUUAAAUAAAAUAAAAAAACGAGAAAUAAAAAUUGAUAAAGACAAAGAUAGACUUCCCUAGUUCUUUGAAAGAUCUAUUUAGUAUCAAAAGUCUGUCAUGAAUAUGCUGAACUAUGAAAGACAGAGAGCUAUGAUUCAAAUUAAUUAUGAGAAUUCAAAGUCAAAAUAAAAUAUUUCAAAACAGACAUUAAAUUAAUGA